CGCCCCCAAUAUCCUCAGCUGAUCACAGGCAGGAAAGAAGAAACGGUGGAACAAAUGACCUUUUCUGUCUGUAAACUCUGUGGUGGUUCGUGGCCAAUGCCAUGGUGCCCAUGGCAAAGUGGACUGUGAUUGUUUGAGGAAUUAGUGCGGUUGCUGUCGAAGUGAGUGACUGCUACGGGUAUUUGUUGGUGGGCUUUAUCAAUUUUGUAACAUUUUGUGAGUUUUUUCUUAUCAAACUAACUGUUUUGGCUGAAAUUUGUAGCCUUUAACCGGGUAUGGGUAUGGCUUACAAUUGUAGUAUUUAAAACUAUGGCCGGAAGUGACAGCAUGAAGAUUAAUGUGAAUUCAUCAACCAUGGUGCAGCCAGCAAAGUACACACCCAAACACACACUCUGGGUCUCCAACUUGGACCUUCUUGUUCCAAGAAUUCACACUCCCACUGUGUAUUUUUACAAGCCAAAUGGAACCCAAAACUUCUCUGAAGCUCAUCUCCUUACAGAGGCUCUUAGCAAUGUCCUUGUGCCCUUUUACCCUGUUGCUGGGAGGCUGCAGAGAGAUGAGAAAGGUAGAUUUGAGCUGUACUGUAAUGGGGAAGGUGUGUUGUUCGUGGAGGCAGAGUCAGACUCCACUGUCGAUGACUUCGGGAACUUUACGCCGUCGCCAGAGCUUCGGCAGCUGAUUCCGGCUGUGGAUUAUUCUGCUGACUGUUCCACUUAUCCACUGCUGGUGCUACAGGUGACCUAUUUCAAGUGUGGGGGAGUGUCUCUUGGUGUGGGGUUACACCAUACUCUUGCAGAUGGAAUCUCAGCUCUCCAUUUCAUCAAUGCAUGGAGCGACAUGGCACGUGGCAUACAUCUGAGGAUCCCACCCUUCUUGGAUAGGACUCUACUCCGUGGUCAAGACCCACCCAUCCCUGCAUUUGAUCACAUUGAAUACUACCCUCCUCCCUCGUCAAACCUACAAUCACCUCCAAAAACAACUUCCACAGCCAUCUUGAGAAUCACAGCUGACCAACUUGCCAUUCUGAAAACCAAGUUGAAGGGAGAGAAAGACCAAAAAAGGUACAGCACCUAUGAGGCAAUGGCUGCUCACCUGUGGCGCUCUGCAUGCAUGGCCCGUGGACUUCCUGAUGAUCAAGAUACCAAGCUCUAUAUCGCUACCGAUGGACGGUCCAGAUUAAUCCCUCCACUACCUCCUGGCUAUUUUGGCAAUGUUCUCUUCACAACCACAUCAACUGCUCCAUCAGGGGGGAUUCAAUCCGAACCAUUUAGGAGCACCGUAGACAGGAUUCACAAUGCUCUAUCACGGAUGGGUGAUGAUUAUCUGAGGUCAGCUCUAGACUACCUCGAGUUGCAGCCUGAUCCAACGGCUCUGAUUCGAGGGGCCCACACUUUCAAUUCCCCAAACCUCAACAUAGUCAGUUGGAUCAGGCUACCUAUAUAUGAUGCAGAUUUUGGGUGGGGGAGGCCUACAUAUAUGGGGCCCGCCAGUGUCAUAUUUGAGGGCAUGGCUUAUAUAUUACCGAGUCCACUCAAGGAUGGGAGUUUGUGGGUGAAUAUAUGCUUGGAGGCUCAUCACAUGCAUCUCUUCAAAAAAGUUUUCUAUGACUUUGAGGCAUUGUAAGCAAUGAAGAUUGAAUCAUCUUGCCCAUGUUUCAAAUUUCCUCUCUUAUGUAUCCAUAUAUGUAAUGUUAUUUAAUCUGCUAACGAUUGAGAAAUAAAGUUGGUUGUUAUUUGGGAAUCCCUUCUUGUUUUUUUUUUUUUGGGAUGUUGGG
Messenger RNA from Ilex paraguariensis (yerba mate), 1774 nucleotides. NCBI's taxonomy places the organism in Eukaryota, Viridiplantae, Streptophyta, Magnoliopsida, Aquifoliales, Aquifoliaceae. The record is from the annotation of a GenBank genome assembly.